AUGUUUUUUGAGAAUUGUGGUGUGGUUGAUAACUCUUGCCAAUAUGCUCAAAUUUUCAAGGAAAACAGGUACAGUUUUUGCUGAAAUUUUUGGUUUCAUUUGCAUAAGGGACCGUUCAUGGGGGGUCAUCUGAAAAAAUCGCUAUUUUGCUCGCGUCCACUCGAAAAAAAUGGGUAUGAAGGGGUGGGCCACUGCAAAGUUUCAGGGAGGGUACACUAAAUUGCACCAGCCUACCCCCUGAUAAAAAAUGAACGGUCGAUAAAUAAAUAUGCAAGUUUUCUGAGUUUUUAUUCCAAUUUUUGUUUUAAUUUUAGUAUUUUACAUUUCCUAGAAUACAAGAACAGCAUCUCUCAGAGAUAACCAAACCAAUUUUACAGGAAAUGGGGAUAACAAUCAUUGGUGACAUACUAGCUGUUUUGAGCCACAUUCGAGCACAGGUAUCACUGGACGAAAAAUUGGAUUUACUCAUAUUUACGCAAGGUAAAUAAAUAGCAAAUAUUAUAUUCACUCAAAUUUGCUGCAAAGUAAACAAGGGGAAGACCGUAUUUGAAUAAUUUUGGAUAAAGAGGAGCAAAUAAGGUCUUCUCCUUGUUUACUUUUCAGCAAAUUUGAAUAUAAUAUUUUCUAUUCAUUUACUUGGCGUAAAUAUGAGUAAAUCCAAUUUUUCGUCCAGUGUAUUAAACAUACAACUUUAGCUGAGUCAUAUGGGUAAUUAUAUAUAAGCAAAUAUAAGAAAAUUUACCAUAAAAUUAUUCUUGCUGAUUUAUAACGACCACUAGAGAGGAAUUUUAUUCCAUGGGGAGGGGGGGGGGGAGAGAGUUAAUUCAUUAUAAAAUCAGUUAACUGAAAACCUUUGAAUGGUACAUGAAUCACUACAUACCAAACCAAUAUGUUCUACAAGUGACAGCUUACAACCUUUAAUAUUUCUUGACAUUACAUCAGAAUUUGUCAGUAUUCACAUUUGAGCUAACCUAUUAAUACGUUUCUGAUAAUUUUUUUAAUAAAUGGAUGCUGAAUCAUCAGUAUAACAAUAGGUUUUAAUAACAAAAAGCCUUGUAAAUAUAUAUUCUGCAAAGUGUCUGUGAAAAGUAAUAAUUAUUAAUUAUUGGCCUUAUAUAUAUUAACCAGGGAAAGCACAAAGACACUAACAUCAGCAUAAGAAAGGUAUUAAAAGACAUGCACACUUGCUAUUUUAAUCUGUAGAUAGAUUUAUUAAUGAUACAGUUCUUGUUCAUGUUGGUGUACUCUUAUAUAUUAUUUUUAUGCUAACAUCGCCAUGAUUUCCUUCUUAUUAGCUAGCAAAUACUGAUGAAGAAACAGAUGUAAUGUCACAACAAAAACGAAAGGUCAUUAUUAAAUCCCAACCGUGUUAAAAUAUAUAUAUAUAUAUAUUGUUUAUCAAUUAUGUUGAAAAUUCAUCUCAGAUUGUAAAAUGUCUUAUCUUGCAAAAAAUAAUGUUGGCUCAAUAUGUUACUGUAUCUUUCAAUUUUUUAUACAGCCAUCUCUGAUUAAUAUAAAUGACACUGGAGUAAGCAUCCAUCGCACAGGGCAGUUAACAUUAACUAAUAAUCUUGGCGAACUUGGUCCUGCAGUUCAGGUAUAGUCUAUUCAUAUGCUUAUAUUUCAACAUUUAUUUAAUACUUACGGUAUAAGCAGUAUACAUUGUUGACAUUUCAGGCAGAGUUGAAAUGUGUGUCUGUGUGUGCUGGUUUUGUGCAGAAGCACAUGUUGAAAUCUAGUAGCAUGAAUAGUUUGUUAACAAAGGCAUUCAUGGGAAGUAUCCGAAGAUUUGUUUAA
Molecule: messenger RNA, 1797 nt
Organism: Paramuricea clavata
Lineage: Eukaryota; Metazoa; Cnidaria; Anthozoa; Malacalcyonacea; Plexauridae
Source: the annotation of a GenBank genome assembly